UCUCCCGGAACGUGCGCGAAAGCAUGAAGUUGGCAAGGUUUCGAAUUUCAAGAGCAGCCUGCGCGUGUAGCAUGGCCAAAUAGUAUUUUGGACUUCGGCAAAAGCUGCCUAAUUUUAGCAACUACUGUGUGUGCAAUAUAGAAGUUGAAGAUCCUAAUGCACCGCUAAGAUUAGUGCCUUGCUGCUGUUCCUCUAAGGAUCGCGUAUUAUUGACUUCGUAUACAAAUUGGCAUGCCUUAGGCUUAGAUAAUCAGAAAUCCUUCUAUAGAAUGCGCCAUUCGGGUCAGAUUGUGGUGCCGCCAUAACUGUGGCUCCCGGUUACCUUGCUUGCUUGAAAUUAUUUUCGUUGCAAACAGUGCAAUGAUGUGAUUGAUAUCUUUUUUUUACGGAGCAUAUACUUAAAUGCACAUACACAAUAUAGCAGCCCGUCCUGUAACUUGAAUCGACGUGCCAGCAAGUCAUUCCUUUUUCAAGUAGUCCAUUUCCUAACAAUGUACAGGGGAACGUCACCUUAGCAGCAAAUUGGCACCGGUGCCUAACACGGCUCUCCGACUUGAAGCCACUGAAUGGCAGCCUCAGAAUGGCAGCCGGCGCACGGAUUACGUCAAUUAUGGCAUGUCCGCUUAUCAGAUAACAUCAUUGUUAAGUGCGUCGCGCCUUGCGCACAAGUUUCACGAGACCCUUUUUGUCGGCUCUUCGCCGAAGGAGCAUCGGCUGGCCUGCAGUGUCUGACACAAAGGAUGGAUCCUCAGGAUGAACGCACAAUCAGUGCCUCGAAGACGUCGCCUAAGCCAACUGCCGCUCCGCGGGGAAUUGACCAAUGCUGGCACGUGGCUAUCAUCUGCGCUAUGACUACAUUCCUCACUUCCGCCACCAUAAGGUCAUCUGGCUUCCUUUACAUCGGCAUAAUGAGGGAGUUCCAUGCCGACCGCGGUCAAGCCGCCUGGCCAAUCUGCCUCAUGGGAGCCAUGGCCAACAUGGCUGGCCUAGUCGCCGGUCCUUUGAUCCAGAAGUUCACGCCUCCGCCUGUCAUGUUCGCCGGAAGCAUAAUAAUGUCAGGCGGUAUCAUCGCUUCGAGUUUUGCACCGAGCAUAACAUGGAUUGCUGUUACUCAAGGGAUUGUGUUUGGCAUAGGAUCAGGCCUGGUGUUCAUGACGCUCCCCGUAUUCGUCAACCAGUACUUCGACAAGUACAGGGGCUUCGCACUUGGCAUCAUGUACACCGGUUCCACGAGCUCGGCGUUCGUCUUUCCGCGGUUGCUGCUGUACCUCGAGAAGACGUACAACUUUCGCAGCAGCAUCAUGAUCUUCGGCGCUAUCAUAGGCCACGCCAUCGCCAUUAGCCUCCUCCUGAAAGAGCCACCAUGGAUUCGCCGCAAGCGAGCUGAAGACGCACUGGCAGUGAAGCAAGCCAAACAGAUCUUCACCAUCCAGAAAGAAUGCAUGAAGGAGCGGUCGAACACCAUCCUGAAAGACGCUCUUCCUGGUGAAAAAGUAGAAGGUAACGCAAAAGAUAAAGCAAAGAAGCCGGUGAAUCCUUGGAGUCUCCGUCAUGGGUUUACUGUGCUCGAGAGUCCCAUGUUUUAUGUCGUGGCGCUCACAUAUAUUGUGUUUGGUUAUAACUUUGACGUCUUCAUGGCCACCAUUGUCGACUUUGCUAUCGACAAAGGCACGGAUUUGGAGGCAGCCGUGGGUCUUAUACCGCUUUUCUCCAUGACCGACACUUUUGGACGCCUGUGCAUCCCGCUGCUCGCCGAUAGAGGGUACCUGAGGCGCAGUACCCUAGCCAUGCUCACCUACCUGUGGAUGUCUGUAGCACUGCAAGUUUUUCCGCUUGUGUGUGGCUACUACCAUCUGUUGGCUGCCUGUCUGUGCUUCACGAUGGCCGUUGGGUGUGGCAUCAUCAUGUAUCCGAUUCUUAUGGCCGACUACAUGGGCAUCCAGAGGCUUCCUAUCAGUUAUGGCAUCGUCGGGACAGUGGCUGGCCCAUUGUUUAUAGUCAAGCCACUUUUUAUUGGCUACUUCCGGGACUACGUCGGGUCGUACGACAACAUGUACCGGUUCCUUUCGGUCGGCGUCUUUGCGGUAGGCCUUGCUUGGCUAGCCGUGUGCCUGAGCGAGCGCCGCAAGCGCAAGACGUGGCAGCCGCCUGCAGAGGGAGCCACCGAAGCCAUCGUCGUUGCUGGCCAUGCCAUCUACUGCAACCCCGGUUUCGCGGCCACGGAACCUGGCUGCAGGGACGUUUACUGCGCCGGGUCGAAGGCGCGAAAAUGUGAUCCGGAAUGCGGAACAGUGUCAACAUGAGGUUCCGGAGGCGAAUUUAUUUUUGUUCAAAACACAUGUGCGAGUGCGUUCGCAAAAUAGCGCCGCUACAGAAAGUGCUGCGGCCGUUAAGACCCGCGUGUCCAAGAUAAGCGGGUUUUAACACGGUUGUCCGGCUGCGUUUAAACCAUUUUGUCUACUUUGAAACACGCCGCUAUAAAGCGCAUAGUUUCAAGUGUCGCCUAGCUUUGAAACUAGGCGGCAUGGAGGCGCUAUCGAACGCACGCCGCGCAGCGGGUGGCGAAGCGUCUCUGCACCCAUCGGUAGCCCAGAAGAUGACAAAGAUUGUACCAAAUGCUCUGUGAAAUUUUCGUAACGUCUUAGAUAUUGUUACUAUGAUAUAGCAAAUCGGUAAACUAUGAUAGUUGGCACAUUGUAACACAAGUAAAAAAAAAAAACAACGGAAACACACGAGAGAUCAAAUGAAGAAGACUGACGGACUAGCUGGACGGGACUAGAGGGACUAGCGACGGAUGUCUACUUCAUCUGGCUUACCGUGUGUUUCCGCUGGAUUUUUAUCCGUUUUGUAACGUGCCAACUAGUCCAGUUCACCGCUCUGCUACUCCUGCUAGUCCGGUCGUCUUCUCCAUCUGGACUCCCGUGCGUUUCCGCUGCUUUUAUUUCGUUUUCCAUUUUUAGUUAUUCCGAAUAUAUUUUUGGCAUAGUGCAAGCAGCAAUAUUUCCAACGGAGGCUUUGAAUAAACAGAAAAAAGCACA
Dermacentor andersoni is the source of this 3038-nucleotide messenger RNA. Its product is annotated as monocarboxylate transporter 9-like. The record is from RefSeq and is a predicted model, not a curated record. Gene Ontology annotation, biological process: transmembrane transport. Gene Ontology annotation, molecular function: monocarboxylic acid transmembrane transporter activity. Lineage: Eukaryota; Metazoa; Arthropoda; Arachnida; Ixodida; Ixodidae.